AGUGGAAAUUAAAAUGGGUUUGGCACAUGGAACAUGUAACUGAUAAAAAUACUAAAAUAAAUAGACCUUUAGUAUCCCCUUACCACACCUUUCAUCAUCAAUCAGAGUCUUUCCUUUAUGGUGGGGAGGAGUGGUGCCUCACUAGAGAAAAUUGGAGAAGUCCACCACAAAUGUGGGCGUUUGCCAAGUGUGUCAGAAUCAACAGAAUUGAUUGGUCCUCCAUCAUCAGAGAGCAUGGUUCACCUUUCAUGUUCACACUUCACAGACAAGAUCAUAAGAGAAGUCUGAACCGUUGAACUUGAAACCCAGCAACUUGCAAAUUGCAUCCCCAUUGGUAGUAAUUUCUUGGACUUUUUGAUGGACUGGAGGCCUCUUCUUAAAACCAAGUAAAAAGAAUCAUAUCAACAAAGCAAUAAUUAUAUUCUUCUUUCCAUUUGCAAAGGUAAAAGGCUGGUUAUAGAAACAUGAUUCUCUGAACAGGAUUGACAACAAAACCAGCUGUGUGAACGAGAAAAUUCUCUUGUAUCAUGGUUUACACAACGUCCAUAUGUAACAACCAAGUCUCUGUCUAAUUUUUGUUUUUAUACCAAAAUCUUAAUUCAUAUAUAUUAUAUAAUUGUACCAUUUUAAAGAAUAAAGGAAAACAGAAGGG
This is a messenger RNA of Rubroshorea leprosula, 652 nucleotides long. NCBI's taxonomy places the organism in Eukaryota, Viridiplantae, Streptophyta, Magnoliopsida, Malvales, Dipterocarpaceae. The record is from the annotation of a GenBank genome assembly.